CUCAUAGACUAAACACCCUGAGGAUGAACUCUGACUCCUGCCUUCGUCUCCGACUGAAAUCAAACUAACACUGAACAAGGAGAACAGAGAGAGAACUGAGCAACUAGACACUGAAACACAGACUGCUGCAGGAGGAAAAACAAGACAAUCAAAGUCAAACUUCACUCUGAGACAAAAUGGCUUCCAGAUCAGACGAUGAUCUCUGCUGUCCGGUCUGUCUGGAAAUAUUUAAGGAUCCGGUUCUUCUGUCAUGUAGCCACAGCUUCUGUAAGGAGUGUCUGCAGAAAUAUUGGAGAGAGAAACCAGGAAGAGAGUGUCCAGUUUGUAAAAGGAGAUCUUCUAAAGAUAUUCCACCUCUUCUUAAUCUGGCUCUGAAGAAUCUCUGUGAGUCUUUCUUACAGCAGAGAGAGCAGAGAGCUUCAGAGGAUCUCUGCUCUCUGCACUCUGAGAAACUCAAACUCUUCUGUCUGGACCAUCAGCAGCCAGUUUGUCUCGUCUGCAGUCAUUCAGAUUUACACAAAAACCAUAAAUUCAAACCCAUUGAUGAAGCUGCUCAGCAACACAAGAAGAACCUUCAGGAAACUCUGGAGCCUUUAAAGAAGAAGCUGGAGCUCAGGAAGAAAGUUCAGGAGGAGUUUGAUCAGACAGCAGAACACCUGAAGGUCCAGGCCCGACACACAGAGAGGCAGAUUAUGGAGCAGUUUAAGCAGCUUCAUCAGUUUCUAGCAGAGGAAGAGGAGGCCAGGCUGGCUGCACUGAGGGAGGAAGAGGAGCAGAAGAGAGGGAUGAUGAAGGAGAAGAUGGAGGCUCUGAGCAGAGAGAUAGCAGCUCUUUCAGACACAGUCAGAGCCACAGAGGAGGAGCUGAGAGCUGAAGACGUCUCAUUCCUGCACAACUAUAAGGCUGCAGUGGAAAGAGUCCAGCGCUGCCCCCUGCUGGAGGAUCCACAGCUGCCCUCAGGAGCUCUGAUAGACCAGGCCAAACAUCUGGGCAACCUGGCCUUCAACAUCUGGAGCAACAUGGAGAACAUGGUGACCUACACUCCUCUGGUUCUGGACCCAAACACGGCUGGUCCAAAACUCCAUCUGUCUGAAGAUCUGACCAAUGGGAGGAAAGGAGAGAAACAGCAACUUCCUGAUAAUCCAGAGAGAUUUGAUAUUAACUGGUGUUCUGUUCUGAGUUCUGAUGGUUUUAACUCAGGGAACCACAGCUGGGAUGUUGAUGUUGGAGACAGUAAAUACUGGAGACUUGGUGUUUUAGAAGAGUCUGUUCAGAGGAAGGGAGGCAUAAAGUCUGGAUUGUUGGUUAUAUAUUUCUAUUCAGGUAAUUACUAUGCAGAUUCUCCAUCAGCUCCUCUCACUCGUCUCUCAGUCCAGAAGAAACUCCAGAGGAUCAGAGUGAAUCUGGACUGGGACAGAGGAAAGCUGUCCUUCUCUCAUCUGGAUACUAACACACACAUACACACCUUCACACACACCUUCACUCACAAGAUGCUUCCACUCUUCCACACUGAUAAAACAUUAAAGAUCGUACCGAUGACGAUCUCAGUGAUCAAGCAGCAGCUCUGAUGAUCUCAGCAUGAAGAUCACAAAGUCGAAAUAAAAACUUAUUGAUCAGAUUGAAACUGUGAGUUUUAAAGAGGAAACUGGAGAUGAUCUGAUCAUCUGGAGAUUCUUCAUCUCUGACUUUCCAACUAUUGUUUCCAUUCUAGCAGAAAUUAAUGUCAAUAUGUUGAAUUGAAUGCUGUCUAUUUGUAGCUGCUUAGUGAUAAAACUGAACUACUGAAUGAAUCUGAAAUGACCUUUUCAGUUACUUCUAAGUUUUUAUUUGUGUUGCUUUGACUAUUUCCCUGAUCAAUGCUGUGUUUAAACUUUCUAUCAUCACUUUUAUUAUUCAGUAAAUACCAGAAAAUACUGUGAUAAUAAUCUAAGUCCAUGUUGUCCAUCGUUAAUAACAGGAGAUUUUAAUCUGGUCUAGAGACUUUCUGUUCAGUCUGCCUCUCAGAGUAUAGCAUGUACCUGCAUGCCCACCAUGUAUCUGUAAGUGCCUGGAGCUCCCUGGGCUGUUCUGCUGGAUACAACUCUUUCUGUACAGCAAGCCACCUCAGAUGAACAUUAGAGCCACACAAAGUUAUGCAGCUGCUGUGCAAAAAAGUCAACAACCUCAAGGACUGCUUUGGUAGCAUCAACAAGAACUAAAUUCAAGCAACAUGCAUUACAAUGAACGUAAAAGGCAGUCUGGCUUUGCUUUGAAUUCUGAGAAACACCGGAAAGCUUCCCACUCAUGACAUCAUCAUAACCUCGUCCCACAAGGUUAUUUCUGUAGUCCAGACUACAUGUUCGUCUGUAGUCCAGACCAAGUUCCUCAAGACAGUUAAUGACCAUUGCACUAAGUCCUGCUGCAUUAAGGCUUUCAGCUGCCUGGAAACAUAGGAAGCUUUCAUGGAAGACACCAUUGUAAUGAUAUUUACAACCACGGACAUUUGUUCCUAUUUUGUUUGGAAUAACAAAAUAGGAAUGUUAUUGUUUUGUCUGCAAUAACACUGAAUACUUCACAUUUCUUUACUUCCUUUAUGAAUCAGUCUGUAUCAUCUCUGCUAAGCCCUGAAGAAUGUCAUUUUGGAUUUGAUG
This is a messenger RNA of Xiphophorus maculatus (southern platyfish), 2630 nucleotides long. Its product is annotated as nuclear factor 7, ovary-like. The coding region runs from base 177 to 1568 and encodes 463 amino acids. The transcript is spliced from 2 exons. The record is from RefSeq and is a predicted model, not a curated record. Gene Ontology annotation, molecular function: protein binding; zinc ion binding. NCBI's taxonomy places the organism in Eukaryota, Metazoa, Chordata, Actinopteri, Cyprinodontiformes, Poeciliidae.